This is a messenger RNA of Frankliniella occidentalis (western flower thrips), 1983 nucleotides long. Its product is annotated as malonyl-CoA decarboxylase, mitochondrial. Lineage: Eukaryota; Metazoa; Arthropoda; Insecta; Thysanoptera; Thripidae. Gene Ontology annotation, molecular function: malonyl-CoA decarboxylase activity. Gene Ontology annotation, biological process: acetyl-CoA biosynthetic process; positive regulation of fatty acid oxidation; fatty acid biosynthetic process. Gene Ontology annotation, cellular component: peroxisomal matrix; mitochondrial matrix. The record is from RefSeq and is a predicted model, not a curated record.
GGGAAUUAGCUGACGGGCGUGGCUAAGGUGACGGACGGGCAUGGCUGUGCGAUAGUGCAGUCAGCUGAUCGGCCGUGACCACGACUUCCGCCGGCCUCCUCCGAGGUGACAAGUCGCUUUGUCAACGGAACGUUUACCACAUUUCUAGUUCAAAGAACUACCCUGCAGUGCUCUCCUGCUAGUGUGCUGCUGCCAUCUAGUGGAGGACGCUCCAACAAACCGCCGUCCACCCACCGGCACCGUUCUAGCGUCAGCUGUUUUGAACCUCUGUGUUUAUGAUGAUUAGCAGAAGACUUUCUCACGUACAUAACCUAAAUCUCUCUGUUUUGGAGCUGUCUCUAUCGAGUUCAAGGGUGAAAAGCACCCUUGCACCAUAUUCAGAACACAUGUCUUCCCGUGAAUCCGAUGGCUGGAGAUUUUUCAACCAGAUAUUAGGUUUUAGUGGUGUAAACAGCAGAUUUGCAAGUCGGAGUUCAGCGUCACCUUCUCCAGGAGCUUCUCAGUCUCAUUCCGAUGAUGACAGUCCAGCGUAUUAUUUUGGUGCAACUGAAAAAUCAAAUAAUUUUCGAAGAGAAAGUACAGUUGACGAUGAAGCUAGAGUUGUUGCUUUACUCAAGGAAAUUCUGGCAUAUCAGGACACUAACAUGAGUAACUGGAUCAUUGAAAGUAAGGUAAAAUCUUUAUGUGCGGCAUACUCGUAUUUGUUAAAACCUCACAAGGAAGGAUUCUUGAAAGUGUUGGCUUGUGACUAUGCUAUUGAUCACAAUGCAGUGCGCAAGGCUGCGGAGCAAAUGGCGCAACUUGAGGAGGAAAGGAACUUAAGCAAGCAGUUUAUUAAAUUAGAGGAAAAGCUGAAAAAUUCUUUAACCGCACAAUAUUCGUGGCUCUUCAUGCAUGUUGGCCGCCUGGAGAGAGGAGUAAAGUUUUUAGUUGAUCUUCGGACUGAUGUCCUUGAUUUAAUCUCACAGUUGGACCCAUUUGACCAAGCUGUUGUACCAAUGCAAAGAUUAAAUUCCACUCUUCGAGAAUUACUAUCAAUGUGGUUUUCAGUUGGUUUUUUGGCUGUAGAAAGAGUCACCUGGAAAUCUCCUUGUGAAAUGCUGCAGAAGAUAUCAGAGUAUGAAGCUGUACACCCAGUCCGCAGUUGGACUGAUCUAAAGCGGAGAGUGGGAUUAUACCGACGAUGUUUUGUAUACACUCAUAAUAGCAUGCCUGAUGAACCUAUAGUUGUCCUACACAUAGCUUUGUGUGACGAAAUAUCAUCAAGCAUGGCAGGAAUUGUUGCAGCUGCUUCUCGCCUUUCAGUUGAUACUUCUAUAGCUGAGAUAGGUCUUCCAGGUGUUCAUCAAGAAACAGAAGAUCCAGCUCUCGUCAAAGCUGCUGUUUUCUAUUCCAUCACAUCCACUCAACAGGGCUUAAAGGGCAUUGAACUGGGAAAUUAUUUAAUAAAGAGGGCAGCUGAGGAGCUACAGGCAGAAUUUCCCCAGGUCACUCAAUUUUCUACUUUGUCAAAUAAGAUUCUUCUGAUGGCACAGUUAGUGUUUAAUGACAAUUAAUAUUGUUAAUAUCUCUAUUACUGUGAUAACAUCUUACUAAUAUUUAUCUGAGACUUAUGUUCUUUUUUAUUUAAGAUGUGAUUUUCUAAAGGUUUCUGGUAGAGGUACAUUCUCGGUGAAGUAGAUUUGAACAUGUAUGCAUAAAAAAGGCAGACCAACUUGGAUUUAUUCUAAACUAUACUAUCUAGAUCUCAAUGGCUAGCAUUAAUAUGAUGUUUUAUUGCACAUAUGGUACUUGUGUUGCUCUUUGUUGAUCUUUGUACACAUAGUAUUCUUUUUCUUUCUUUAUUGUAUCUUCUCAUCUAUUCUCUGCAGUGUGUUCCUGGUUUUACUGCUCUAUCACAUAUGACAUGACUGUUGUUUAGUUUAUGUGAAUUUUAUGUGUCUGUUAAUGAUAAAUGCAUUUUUUUAAAUGCAUAAAAAUUUU